GGACAAUAGAUAAAACUUAGUACUUACGGCUACUUUUAUAACGAUUCACUAUGAACAGAUAUCUACGUUUGAUUGUAAUAAUUAUUACUUUCCAUACAUAUGAGACAUUUGGAAGUGAUUGUCCCAUUGGCUGGCACCACUUAUAUCGAUCAUGUUACAUGUUCAGUAAUGAUGCCUAUGAAUGGGUACUCGCUGAGAGUAGCUGUCGUGCACAUGAUGCAAGACUUGUAGAGAUAGAAUCCCAGGAACAGUACAGCUAUUUAGUAAAUUCAACACGUUCGAUUGGAGCAGACGUGAAUUAUUGGAUCGGAGGUCGUGAUGACAUAGUUGAAGGAAUAUGGAAAUGGGCGUUUUCUAACAGUAAUUUUAGUUACAUUGCAUGGGGACCUGGUGAACCAAACAAUGGUCAUCAUGGACACGAGGAUUGUGUAUUAAUGGAAAAUGGGUUAUGGGACGAUAGGAGAUGUUCGGAAUCACAUAACUUCAUAUGUGAGAGAAAGUAUCCUGAGAGUGUGACUGAAUCUAUACCAUUGGUUCCAAGCAUUAUUGGAUAA
This is a messenger RNA of Mytilus trossulus (common blue mussel), 554 nucleotides long. Its product is annotated as perlucin-like. Lineage: Eukaryota; Metazoa; Mollusca; Bivalvia; Mytilida; Mytilidae. Bases 51 to 554 code for a protein of 167 amino acids. Gene Ontology annotation, molecular function: signaling receptor activity. The record is from RefSeq and is a predicted model, not a curated record. The transcript is spliced from 5 exons.